This is a messenger RNA of Eurytemora carolleeae, 1203 nucleotides long. Its product is annotated as cylicin-1-like. The coding region runs from base 1 to 1203 and encodes 400 amino acids. NCBI's taxonomy places the organism in Eukaryota, Metazoa, Arthropoda, Copepoda, Calanoida, Temoridae. The record is from RefSeq and is a predicted model, not a curated record. The transcript has 2 exons.
AUGUUAAGUUCCAAAGCAGUUAGAUCCUCAGACAAUGAUGCAAAGGAUGCAAAGGAUGCAAAGGAUUCAAAGAAUGGAAAGGAUGCAAAGGAUGCAAAGAAUGGAAAGGAUUCAAAGAAUGGAAAGGAUGCAAGGAAUGGAAAGGAUGUAAAGAAUGCAAAGGAUGAAAAGAAUGCAAAGGAUGCAAAGGAUGCAAAGGAUGCAAAGGAUGUAAAGGAUGCAAAGGAUACAAAGAAUGGAAAGGAUGCAAAGGAUGCAAAGGAUACAAAGAAUGCAAAGGAUGCAAAGGAUGCACAGGAUGCAAAGGAUGCAAAGAAUGGAAAGGAUUCAAAGAAUGGAAAGGAUGCAAAGAAUGCAAAGAAUGCAAAGGAUGCAAAGGAUGCAAAGAAUGAAAAGGAUGCAAAGGAAGGAAAGGAUGCAAAGGAUGCAAAGGAUGCAAAGGAUGCAAAGGAUGCAAAGGAUUCAAAGGAUGCAAAGAAUGUAAAGGAUAGAAAGAAUGAAAAGGAUGCAAAGGAUGCAAAGGAUUCAAAGAAUGGAAAGGAUCCAAAGGAUGCAAAGAAUGCAAAGGAUGCAAAGGAUGCAAAGGAUGCAAAGAAUGGAAAGGAUUCAAAGAAUGGAAAGGAUGCAAGGAAUGGAAAGGAUGUAAAGAAUGCAAAGGAUGAAAAGAAUGCAAAGGAUGCAAAGGAUGCAAAGGAUGCAAAGGAUGCACAGGAUGCAAAGGAUGCAAAGAAUGGAAAGGAUUCAAAGAAUGGAAAGGAUGCAAAGGAUACAAAGGAUACAAAGAAUGCAAAGGAUGCAAAGGAUGCAAAGGAUACAAAGAAUGCAAAGGAUGCGAAGGAUGCGCAGGAUGCAAAGGAUGCAAAGAAUGGAAAGGAUUCAAAGAAUGGAAAGGAUGCAAAGGAUGCAAAGAAUGCAAAGGAUGCAAAGGAUGCAAAGAAUGAAAAGGAUGCAAAGGAUGCAAAGGAUGCAAAGAAUGAAAAGGAUGCAAAGGAUGCAAAGAAUGCAAAGGAUGCAAAGGAUGCAAAGAAGGCAAAGGAUGCCAAGGAUGCAAAGGAUGCAAAGAAUGAAAAGUAUGCAAAGGAUGCAAAGAAUGGAAAGGAUGCAAAGAAUGGAAAGGAUGCAAAGAAUGGAAACGAUGCAAAGAAUGUAAAAGAUGCAAAGAAUGGAAAGGAUGCAAAGAAUGCAAAGGAUGCAAAGCAUUGA